AUGAUGCGCCCGCGACUCCGCCCCCUGACCAGCGCGCGGAGACUUGAAGGAGGGGUGGCUCGUGACGUCAUCGGCGGGCGCGCCCCUGGCUCCACCUCCGACUCCUCCCCAUUCAGCCUCAAAAGUCAAGCGGAGGCAGAACACGUGUUGGAAAGUCACCGCAUGUUCGACGACCUGUGGAACGUUACUGCACUUUCAGUGACACGACGCACGGCCGUUGUGGGCUGUGAGGAGGCUCUGCGCUGCUCUCGCUGA
Messenger RNA from Rangifer tarandus platyrhynchus (Svalbard reindeer), 255 nucleotides. Lineage: Eukaryota; Metazoa; Chordata; Mammalia; Artiodactyla; Cervidae. The record is from the annotation of a GenBank genome assembly.